Messenger RNA from Pungitius pungitius (ninespine stickleback), 7358 nucleotides. RefSeq names its product crystallin beta-gamma domain containing 2 (gene crybg2). Gene Ontology annotation, biological process: visual perception; lens development in camera-type eye. NCBI's taxonomy places the organism in Eukaryota, Metazoa, Chordata, Actinopteri, Perciformes, Gasterosteidae. Bases 55 to 7281 code for a protein of 2408 amino acids. The transcript is spliced from 24 exons. The record is from RefSeq and is a predicted model, not a curated record. Gene Ontology annotation, molecular function: structural constituent of eye lens.
GUCGCGCGCAUCCGUCCCGCUGCGCCUCCAGGUGACAUCACGCGCCGUGUGGAGAUGGCGAAGAGCUCAUCCAGACGCUCCCUGAAAAGUUUCUUCUCCAGGAGCGAAGUCAGCCUGGACAAAGCCGUGGAAAAGGACGAGCAUGACGGAGAGAAGAGGAAGUUUAAAUUCUUGAAGUUGAAAAAAAAGACCAAGAAUGACGUCGUCGCAGUGACGGCGGCCAGUGAGAUCCAGGAAUCGGUCAGUGCUGCUGAGCCCAGUGACACUUCUAAGGAUGCAGAGGCCUGGGAUAAAGAUAUUACAUCAGACAACAGGAGUUCUAUCUAUGGCACCACAUCAAGGUCAAAGGGAAAAGAAUUCAGCUACUCGGAGAUGGAUCUCCGUAAACCAAAGAGGUUUGCCACCUUCACCUUUGGUCUGAGAAGGAGUAAGAAGAAUGAUAAAGCAAGUGUCUCCAAGAGCACUUAUGGCCUUCACAGUGCUGGGAUUGAAGAGCAAAAGGAGACUCCUCCGAUAGAAUUGGAUCAGGCCAAGACGAUUUUCAGCCUGUCUCAACCAGAGCUUGACACCAUCGAUACAUUUGACGUCCCCUCUCCUCGCCCUGUAGCCACAUUUGACGUCCCCUCUCCUCCCCCUGUAGCCACAUUUGACGUCCCCUCUCCUCCCCCUGUAGCCACAUUUGACGUCCCCUCUCCUCCCCCUGUAGCCACAUUUGACGUCCCCUCUCCUCCCCCUGUAGCCACAUUUGACGUCCCCUCUCCUCCCCCUGUAGCCACAUUUGACGUCCCCUGUCCUCCCCCUGUAGCCACAUUUGACGUCCCCUCUCCUCCCCCUGUAGCCACAGGUCUAUCAGGGUCACAUGUUACUUGCCCUAUCAAAGCGCAGCCCCCUGUCGCCCCAAGCGUCCGUCCAGAGGAGCGUCCGACCGCUGUCUCCCGUACGUUCGACGUACACGUGGAGCCGCAGAAAGCACCGGUUGCCUUCAUCCCUGAGCUGAAGCUUCGUAACCUGGACUCGCCAGAGGAGAAACCGGAUUAUAGCUCCACUCCGUCAGCUCCAACAGAACCCCGCCCCGCUGUGGACAACCAGACGGCACCCAGCCUUCCAGCUAGCCCGCAAACAACCGCGCUUGAGCCCCCGGACCCUGAGGCAGCACUGGUUAACCCCGCCGCCACAACCAACGGCCCGUUUGAAAACCACCUUCUCCAGCAGUCUCACACAAACGCAGGAAUCUCUCUCACUGAAUCUACCACAGUCCCGUUGUCACAUCGCCGACCCGACAGCCCCGACCCAGCUGGCGGUAUGAGUCCGAGUGGUGAACGGUGUCUGGCAAGAGCAGACUCCAAAAUUGACACCGCGGUGACACAGCCGACCCGUCUUCCUCACGCCGACUACCCUGCUCCUCCUGACCCGGACUCUGCACGCACCCGUCAGGAAGACCCAACUCCUAGUGCGGAGAGGUCCGCUCCACUGACCCAAACCGCUGCCGUUGGCGCUUCGCCUGUCAGACCGGAAGCCGUGUAUGGCGCGUUGUACGCGUCGCUUUUCCCUCAGGGCUUUAGCUCGGGCCUAGUGCCGUCCCUCUCAAACCCACCGCCUCAGAUCAUGACCGGGAUGAGGCCUCUGACAAACGAAACGGAACCGUUCAUGGUUAAAACCCUUAAUGAUUGUCAAACUAAUGUUGACUUUGACUCUGCUUCUCGCAGAGUGGAUGAUGCUGUUGCUGGUUAUACUAACGUUAAAACCACCUUCAGCGAGGGAAAGGGGAUUUAUUCUAGCCAGAGUUCCGGAUUAAGCUCUUACCAAACAUCUAGUGCUUAUGAGACCCAAAGAGACCCGGGUGAUUACAGUAGAUGUCUACCUUCCUCUCUAAACACAGGUUCUGAACCAGCUGAUACUAGCUCCCUUUCGGAGGUGAAAUCGGACAAUGCAUGGUCAGUCCUCGCGGUUCAGCGCUCUACCCCUCCCGCCUCCGACUAUGGAACAAUCCAAGGGGGAGACGCUCGGGUUACUCACUCCAAACGGAGAGCGAUCCUCAUCAAAGAGUUGGUCACAGACGAGGCGAGCGCCGAGCCCGUCUCUCCCUCUCCCAUGCCGGAAAAAAUGAGCGCAGCAAGGCGCCUCGAGGUCAGGAUCGAAACAAGUGAGACCUAUUUUACUACUUCGGGGCAGACCGAUGGGUCAGAAGGGUUCUUAAGUCCAGCAUAUUUGAGCGUUGGAUCGGAAGAGGGCAGCGCGGGGGAGGUCUACUACAGCGCGGAGGAGGACAACGGAAUGGAUGAGGACGGCUCACCGGAUGAAAGGGCGGAAAGACGCGGGGCAGACGGGGGGAAAGAGGCCGCCCGGCGUGAGGAGUUACCACAGCAGGGACCGAUUGCAGAUAGACGGGUGGAAAAGAGAGAAGAUGGAGAAUUUCAAGAGGUUACAGUAAAAAUGCCAAAUGAGGGAGUCGCACUGGCCAGUAAAGAAGAGAAAGAGGAUGCCUAUAGCCAAUUAGAAAUUGAGGAAAAACUUGGAGGUUGGAGUUCAGAGACUCUGGUGCAGCACAUUAAAACAACAGAGUUUGUUGUUGGCAGUGAUGCAGAGAGUCGGGAGAAAGAAGUAGCAGCCCCGGUGUUGCCACAGGUGAGGGAUGAGGGGGAGUUACCUGCACCACCGGUUCAGCAGGUGGACACGCCGAUGGCAUGCGACUUUGCUCCACCCUGCAGUGAGCGGGAGGAGGGGUCGGGGGGAAACCCGACCGGGGAGCUGGAAGCGGUAGACCACCCUGAUGGCGAAACGCAACUCCCGAUCCAGGAGAUCCCCUGCCGGGGUCACAGAACCCCCCUGAGCCCUGAGUGCACAAACGUCGCCGCGUGCAGCACACCCGGGUCAGGUGACGCAGAGGAGCGAGUUCCACUGACUGCAGUCGCAGCUCAGACAGGCCAAGUGAGCAAAGAAGCCUAUAAAACUGGCAGCAACACCCCGGUUCGUGCAGUCACAGAUACCUCUGCUGGAGGAGAGCCAGAUGCCACAGGGCUUGAUCGUGAUAGUGGCACGCUGAGUCGCGAGUGGGUGGAUACGAUUACUCAGAGCGCAGGCAGGCUCACAGCGGCGCGGGAACAGGUGACAGUCCAUGCUGACGCUCGCCGUCCUGAUUCGGAGGCGUCGGGGACGCCGUCAGCGAGACGUCCGUCAGAAGAGCAACCCGACCCGACUCCGAGGUCUCUGACAGCAUCAACUACGCCCAGAGCAGAUCCAGAAUUCUUAAAUCCGCCUCUUAAAGUGGAGAUGGAAUCGGUUGAUGAAAUGACUUCAGGCUACAGCAGAAUAAGCACCAAUCGGUACAUUAAGGAUUCCUCUCCCCCCAAAGAGGAUGAAUCCCAGUCUCGUUUCCGGAAAGGAUCUCCGAUCAAUGAGGCCGAUGCCAGCGAGGUCAGCCGAGACAUGGCGGACCGAGAUAGCUUCACUGUCAGUGAUUCAAGUGACACAGUGAUCGGCUCCGAGUACAGAUGGAGAAACCGAUUUGAGGGUCUUUUUCCGUUUACAGAAAAAAGUGAGGGUUCCUCCUUCUCUGAUUCUCUGAGUUACAGAAUGUCUGACACCUACUCGACCUCCUCCUCCUCCUCUACUCUACUCGAUUCUACAGUAUACAAACACCUCAGCAACUCCUCUUCCUAUCCAGAGGAACAGGUUACCAUUGGCAACGGGCUGAAUGCCAUGACCAUGACUUCACUGAGCCGUGACAUCGAGUCUGCGGGAGCGCCAUCAUAUGAAUGGAGGAGGAGUUUUGGUGAGCAGGUGGAGUCUGCUGCUCCUGCAAGUGACAGAGAGGCAGAGGCAGAGAGGUUUAAGUCUCGCUGGGACUCACAACAGCUCCCUGCUUCCAGCAUCUCCUCAGCCCGCGGCUACGACACCUUCGACACCUUCGACAACUUUAAAGACGACGACGACAUCUCCCGCUUUACUGGAGUGUUCAAGGCCACACUUGUGGAGCUGGUCUCCGAGCCUGCAGCACCCCCCUCCACUCCCCCAGCCUCCCCCGAGGAAGACUGCUCCAACCAGUUUGACAUGGACAACCUGGUGGACACGCUGAAGAGCAUGGGACCCUCCCAAAGGCCCAGGAACGGCAGCCUGCGCGGGGCCCCCGCCGGGCUGGUCUCUUCCCUGCCACCGAUAGUGGAGGAUGCUUCGAGCCCCAUCACCCCCGACGUCCCCGCCUGCCUCACCAGUCCCACAAAAAGGACGGGAGCAAUGGGCAACCCUCCGGAUUCCCUCAAAGGACUUUACACUCUGCCCAGUGACCUGGGACUGGGGAGGAACUCCUCCAGAGACACUCGGUCCCCCCUGGAACUGAUGAGCCAGCAGGUCCAGCAGUCCCCCGGAACAAGAGGCCUGACCUUGCCGCUGAGAUCCUCAAAUAGUUUAAUAAUGACAAAAUUGUCUGACUCCUCUUCUGAGGAAUUAAAAUCCCCAGUGCUGAAUGGGAAUGGAUUUAUCCCCAGCUCCCGCCUGGACAAAAGCAUCAUCUUUGGAAGCCACAAGUCGACCUCCGCGGAUCAGACUAAUGAAAAUGGAAAGACCCAUCGCCCGCUCUACCGCACCAGCUCUCUGCCCGAUAAGGGUCCCUCAUACGAUCACCUGAGUCUGGGACCGAAGGAGCUUGGUGAUGCUGGAGCUGCCACAGAACCAGCGGCGUCCCGCUUUACGCGUCUGUCCUUCCUUUCGAAUUCGUCUUCCUCCCAACCGGGCUCCUUGACCGGACCUGAAAGCCCCAACGCUGUGAUGAGUCUGCCCCCACUGCGGGCCGUCGGCUCGCCGCCAUCCGGCAACACUCCCAACCGCCUCCUCAGCCCCACCGGCUCCAUAGACCUCCAGAGGCCCCUCACCACCGUAGACUCCGCCUUCACUAUGUUUGGCCAGACGCAGGGGACGGGGAUGGGGACGGGGACGGGGAUGGGGACUGGCACCGGGGCACUGAGCUCUCCCGUUCUGCUGAGGGGCUCCAGUAUUGAGGGAAACGCGGGGAUCCAGCAGACGCCGCUGUUCAACAGAGGCCAUGGAGAAUCUCAGUUCCAGACCCAAGCAGCUGAGCCUGAGAGGAAUUCUGUAUCAAAAUACAGAGCCUUCCCUGAUGCUUAUCUCACCAAAGAGAAGGAGCAUGGGAAGCUCAAUCCUCGUCCUGGAAAGAUGUAUAUCUUUGACCAGCCAGGGAUGUACGGCCAGAGGAUCGAGGUGCGCAGCGAUGUCAUCGAUGCUACGCCCUGGGAGCUGCAGGAGACCAUCUCCAUCAGGGUCGUCAGAGGAGGAUGGGUGCUGUAUGAGAAGCCUAACUUCAAAGGGGAGAAGAUCGCCCUGGAUGAGGGAGACAUAGAGAUCACCUACCCGUUCAGUCCAGAGGAGCAGCAGGAGAACGGAGAGCAGAGCGGGGAGUCGAGUGAUGAGCAGAGCAAACCUGCCAGGAGGUUCAUCAUCGGAUCUCUGCGACGAGCUGUCAGGGACUACAGUGUCCCAGAAAUCCGUCUUUUCCCCGAGGAGAACGCAGAGGGGAAGAAGGUCAUUUUCAGAGACACGUCGGAAGAUUCCAGGAUUUUUGGCUUCCCCAUCAAGGCAAACUCUAUCAUCAUCAAUGCUGGGCUGUGGCUUGUGUACGCACAUCCCUUCUUCCAGGGCCUUCCACGUGUCCUGGAGGUGGGGGGGUACUCCAACCCUGUAGCUUGGGGAGUGGAACAGCCCUAUGUGGGAUCCCUACAUCCACUCAAAGUAGGUGAACCAAGAGUGGAGAAUAUGAGUCAGCCAAAGUUGGAGAUCUACGACAAGCCGUACUUCACUGGGAAAUCGAGGACCAUAACCACCAACAUGAGGGACUUUGUGACCAGAGUAGACCGCCAGCAGACGACCUUCAUAAGCAGCGCCGGCUCCAUCAAAGUGCACGGAGGAAUAUGGGUGGGCUACGAGAAGGAGGGCUUCCGUGGCCACCAGUACCUGCUGGAGGAGGGAGAGUAUCAUGACUGGAGGGUGUGGGGAGGCCAAGACGCUGAGCUGCGCUCCGUCAGGGUGAUACGGGCGGACCUGACGGACCCCAUGAUUGUGCUGUUUGAGCAGCCGGAGGAGGAGCCGGAGGGCGCGCCGGAGGAGAACACCUUCGAGGUGACGGAGGCCAUUGCUGACGUCGAGCUGUUUGAGUACAAAACCUCCACGCGCUCCAUCAACGUGCUCAGCGGGGCAUGGGUGGCCUACUCCCAUGUGGACUUCUCUGGUAACCAGUACAUCUUGGAGAAAGGCGUCUACAACAACUGUGCCGACUGGGGCUCUCAGGACAGCCGCAUCUGCUCAUUGCAGCCCAUCCUCCAGGCCCCAAGUGACACCUCAAGGAACUCUGCUGAGAUAAUACUGUAUUCUGAGCCGGACUUCCAGGGGGAGUGUCACGUCUUCAAACUCAACCAGGAAGCAUUAAGCGAAAAUGUACCGACCAAGUCCUGCAGAGUGUCGGGGGGAAGCUGGGUGCUCUACGAGAGUAAACAGUACUCUGGGAACUCGUACGUCUUAUCUGAAGGAGACUACCCCAGCUUAACGAGCAUGGGGUGUCCGCCUGGCUGCACCCUGAGCUCUGUCAAGGUCGUGCCAAUGAUGCUCUCGGUUCCCUCCAUCUCCCUUUUUGGCCUCGAGUGUCUGGAGGGCAGAGAGAUCGACAUCGACACAGAGGUCCCCAGCAUGGUGGAGGAGGGCUUCAACAAUCACAUCCUGUCCGUCAGAGUCAACAGCGGCUGCUGGGUGAUCUGUGAACACAGCAACUACAGGGGGCGCCAAUUCCUCCUGGAACCAAUUGAAAUCACCAACUGGCCGAAGUUCAGCUCAAUACAGUCUAUUGGCUCAAUGUUCCCGGUCCGACAGAAGCGCCGCUUUCUACGCAUCAAGAACCGGGAGAGGGGUCACUUCCUCUCUGUCCAGGGUGGCGUGGAAGAGAUGAAAUCAGGACGAGUGGUGGUGACACCGGAGGUGGAGCCCAUGAGUGACAUCUGGUUCUAUCAGGAUGGCCUCAUCAAGAGUAAGUUGUCUCCAACCAUGAGCCUUCAGGUGAUGGGCAACAUAGAGCAGGCGGCCAAAGUGGUUUUAUGGACAGAGACGCGGCAGCCUGUCCAGACCUGGGCGGCUCAGAUGAGAGGACUCGUCAGCAGCCUCACUUUUCCUGGCUGCGUCCUCGAUGUCAAAGGUGGCAAAUCUUAUGACAAGGACCACGUGGUGAUCAUGCCAGAGAAUGAGGAGAGGCCAAGCCAACAGUGGGAGAUAGAGCUGCUGUAGGCUGCUCUAACAUUUUCCUCCUCAUUAUAAAGGAUCUUUUCUAUAUGCAAGGACCACAAAACAGAACCCUGUCAGUG